UUUUUUCCUCCGCCUAUUUAAAACCCCCUCAUCGUUCUUUUUCUUUUCCGCCUUUUUCCAAAGAAAUUGAGGGAGAAUGGGAAAGGGCAACGAUCCCUGGGACGAUUCCGCCCUCACCGACGCCUUCGAUCGCGCCAUGUCCACUUACAAGAAAAUGCACUUGAAGGGUAAUCAUGGCGGUUCUGUGAAGGAAGGAAAGCAUGCGAGUGAUGGAAAUGAGAAAGAUACUGAUGUUAUUGGCAAGGCUGCGGGGCAUGUAGAGCCAGGAGAUGAGAGCAACAAGAUAUCCGACAAUACAAAGGAGACCUUCGUGCCCUAUGACAACCAGGAAAUGGCUACUAAAGAUUCUAAUCAAGAAAAUCAUUUUAGUGCAGGUGAACAUGUCCCAGAAUCUGGUCCUUGUUCAUCAGGUUUGCCUCCCACGGAUGAAAAUACUUAUGACUAUUCUAAUCAGCAAAGUGUGGAUUAUGCUCAACUGUGCAAGCAGUAUUAUGAACUUGAGGAUCAGAAGCAAAAGCUUCUCCAACAACUUCACCAAGCUAAUUAUUGGAACUACCAGACUCCAGCAUCAAGUUCCACUUACCAAUUACCCCAGCUUUCUGAAUACAAUGGGUCUGAAUAUGGCCCUCAAACAGCAUGCUCCCUGUGUUCAUGCCACUGCAUAGCUGUCCCAGUGGUCUCAACUGCCUGCACUAUGGGUGCAGUAUCCGCUGGAGGUUACAGUUGUCCUUCACAUCUGGCUUGCUGCUCUGUUUCGCAGGCACACCAAGUUCCAGUUGAUGAUGGUCAAAAUGCCACUGCCACUGUCAAAUGUGUAGAGGAUCCCGUGAACGUUGCAAGAGCCGAUGACAGUGCUAUCAAAGCGGGGAUGUGGGCUGUGGAAAGGGCAAUAAAUUCCAUGAAGUUGGAACUGUCUGCUACUUCCAAUGAUGGCAAAGGAAAACAGAGUGUAUUAGAAAGUAAUGCAUCGCAAAGUAUAAGCUCAGAUACAGAUCUUACUGCAGUACUGAAUGCUUGGUAUAUGGCUGGCUUUCAUACUGGCAGGUAUCUCUCUGAGAAGUCUAGGAAGAAUGCAAACGCAUAGCCUCAUCUUCGCCAUCAAAGACUCAGAAUAUCAUCGAAGAUAAAAGAGUACUAUGUGAGAUGUCCCCUAGGCAAUUUGUCAUUACUGUUUAACUUGAACCAAGCUCUUGAAGCUCCAAAAGGAAGUCGCUAUCGCGUUAUAAACUAAAUGUUGAUGAAUCAAUCCCUUGAUGCCCCACCUCAAAUAGAAUUCAUAUCCUCUUGAUAUCUGGCGUUUUCGAUAUCUUCAGGUGAGAUUCAUCCGGAAAGAGGGGAGAGAUGCACGUUGCCGCCUCUUUUUUUUUUAAAUUACUUUUGAUAUAUCUGCCAAUUUCGAAAGAUCCUUAUCCGAUUUGAAGUUGCAUCUUUGGCUCUUCUACAUUGGCACUUUUGCAUUAGUCCUUGGACAUGUCAAAAUUUUGUAGGUUGUGUGUUUGUUCUGCUAAUAGAAGCUGAGCUUUCUUAGUUCUUACUUUAACCUCUUAUUUGCUCUUGGUAUUAUCAUUGAAGCUUGAAUGCUAUUGUUCU
This is a messenger RNA of Asparagus officinalis (garden asparagus), 1590 nucleotides long. RefSeq lists its product as uncharacterized. Lineage: Eukaryota; Viridiplantae; Streptophyta; Magnoliopsida; Asparagales; Asparagaceae. The transcript has 6 exons. Bases 77 to 1084 code for a protein of 335 amino acids. The record is from RefSeq and is a predicted model, not a curated record.